UUUUGUGAGGGAAGCUGAGGGUAAGAGACUGAUUUAUCAUCUCUCUCUGUUUAACCACUUAUGCUGCCGCUGAUUUCCUCGUGGAGUAUCUCCUGGAAUUUUUGAGUAUUGCUGCGACAUAUUGUGCUUGUGGUUGAGAUGUAUGUAUGAUGACAAGUAUACUUGAGUAACGAGUUUUAAUAAUGAACACUACUGAAUGUAGAUCUUUGAAGAGGAAGGUAGACAAGUCACAGCAUCAUGGAGGAGGCAGAAGUAAAAUUGCAAAAGAAGCUAGCACUGAAAUAUUGACGACCAGCAUGCAUCUUGUAAUGCUGAGAGAUAACGACUGGACUUGCUUAGACUCCUCACCAUCACCAUGGGAAGAAAACACUUCAGCCAAAAUUUCUGAAAGGGAAGAAAAUGAGGAUGGGUCAAUUAGUUGUGGAGUUAUGUGGAAAGGAAGUGAUACAAAUCAGUUAGAAUCUACUUUAUUACAGGUAUGUUUGGACUGCAAGAGAGAAGCUAAUGGCAAGAAAUUUAACUGUGAAACACAGAUGUUUUAUUGUUUUCCUGUGACAUCCACUAGAGAAGUACUGAUUCCUGAGAUAGGCUGCCAGACAGCCACAUCAAAGCAAGCUACAUCCACUAGCAGAAACCUUAAAAAUAUAAAACAGGAAGUGCAAGACCAAGAUUGUACGAGUCAUCCAUUAGUGUGCUGUGUUCGUGGGUGUGAGAGCAGGUCAGAUGAGGUGGACCCCAGUGUAUCAUUCUACACUGUACCUAGUGAUGAGGAACAAAAGUUGCUCUGGACAGAACUGUUUGAUAUUGUACCUGACUAUCAAAGAUUAUCUCAUCAUCACGUGUGUAGUCGACAUUUCAUGACACCAAAACAAUUACCAGUGACAAAAACAAAAACAAGAAAAAAGAAAACUUGUGAUAUGCUGUUGGCAGAGGAGGCUGAGAAAAUAAAGCAAGGGUUAGCUGCUGGUCGACCAAAGAGAACUCCAAAACCCAACAAGAAUUAUGACUGGGCUGAACUUGCCACUUUCAUCAAAACAGAGGUUGAUACCCCAGAUGAAAUGGACCUUAUACCAGUUUCCAAAACAUCAACGAGGAGUCUUGGUUUAGCCACUCGACAAAGAAAGCAACCUUUUGCCAGUGUGAAAAAGGAAGACAAAGAAAACGAGAGUCCUUCCCCUGAUGCAGACACAUCAGUUUUUGAGAAUGCAGAUGAAUAUGGGGAAAAUGUUAGUUUACCUAGUCACCCCAGAGCACCUCCGCCAAAACCAAAAGGGCGACCACACAGAAUUAGAGAUAUAUGUACCCAAACUGAUGUGCUUCCAAGUUCUUCCCUGAAAAUACCAUUACGUGAGGUGAAGGUGCAGUGUAAUCUAACAAAUGAACCUCUUGUAUCCUGUCCCACUUGCUCCAUUAUUAACUGGAUGAGACUAGAGGAGCUCCUGAUUGAUUGUCUAUCAAAAAUUGAGAGAGUAUUUCACGAUCCAUUACUGAGUAUAUGCCUGGACAAGGUGCUGGGCAAUAUAGAGGAACCCAACCAUGCCACUAAUGUCCUUAAACUUCUUAGUGGAAUGGAGAGAGAUCUCUUGGAGAGCCCCAAGGAUAUUAUUUUAGUAUCUAGUCAGGAUGAAGAAGUUGAAAUAGAAAAUGUUAUUCAUCCAGAAGUUGUAAGUAUUUUUGGACUGGAUAUUUAGUUUCAUUAGUUUAUG
Molecule: messenger RNA, 1706 nt
Organism: Cherax quadricarinatus
Lineage: Eukaryota; Metazoa; Arthropoda; Malacostraca; Decapoda; Parastacidae
Source: RefSeq, a predicted model, not a curated record